AUGAAUAUUCUUGGCCUUUUCAUUCUCGUUCUUCUUGCUAUUGUUGCUCCAAUCGUAGAUGCCCGAAAACGGUGCACUUCGAGCAAGGAAUGCGACUACGAGUCAGCCUGCUACAAAGGACAUUGCUACACCGUCGACGAGAUGUUCGAGACAUUCGACAUGAAGAAAAAGUUUACUUCCAGGAACAAAAACGGACUGUGA
This is a messenger RNA of Caenorhabditis briggsae, 201 nucleotides long. Lineage: Eukaryota; Metazoa; Nematoda; Chromadorea; Rhabditida; Rhabditidae. Bases 1 to 201 code for a protein of 66 amino acids. The transcript is spliced from 2 exons. The record is from RefSeq and is a predicted model, not a curated record.